AUGGAAAAGAUGGCGGACGAAGGGAUGCAUCCGCCUAAAAGUGGGUUUGCUUCUACUACAGUGAAACCAUUGGACAUAGUGGUGGCUCAAUAUGAUUAUAAUCCAACGAAACGGGCUCAGUUGAGGUUUUUCUCUGGAGAUAUCAUAUAUGUACUAUCAAAGAAUGAAUCUGGAUGGUGGGAUGGUAUUAUUUAUCACUCAAAGAAUUCUGUUCAUAGGGGCUGGUUCCCCAGAAGCUAUGUGAAGUCCAUCAAGGACACGAAUAGCAGCAGAAAAAUAUUCUCUUUGAGCCAUUAUGGAAAUAGGCCUAGUAGCAAUGGAUCCCGUCGAAAUAGUCUGAGGGUUACUAGUCCGUCUGGAAAUAAUAUGAACAACCGUUCAGCUUCUGGGUCAAGGAGAGGUUCGCUGGCAAGCGCUGGGAACUUUAGAAGAAAAAGUCUAUCAUCAACCGCUUUCCAGGACAUUCACGAUACAACAUUCCAAAAUGCACAUAAUAUCUUUUCUACUUCACCAGCAAAUUCGAAAGAUAGCAUGCACACUGGCGGUUCUUCACAUUUGAAGCAGGACUAUCAAUUUGAUAUGAACUACCGAUCUGCAUCGCGUUCAAGAAAGCCAAGUAUUGCAUCGAGUUCUAAAAGCUCUUCCAGCGCGAAAUCCUCGAACUUCCAAGCACGUUCGGUGGAUUCUUUACAUAACGGAUGUCUGCCAUCAGAGCAUUCAAAUAGCAAAAGGUCAGUGUCUUCCACUAGAUCACAUCCUCUAUACGAGUCUGAGAUCAAUAUCUUAUCUGCAAAAGAAGUCGAAAUGCUUUUUAAUAAUAUGUCGAAACAAGAGUUUGUUCCAGUAUGGACCCCUGUGUUGACCGUGAACAACAAUCUCUUAUAUUUUAACAAAGAAUUAAACAUAUACUGCACUUCAUUACCUCUUUUAAAAUCACCAGAACUGACUUUAAAAUCCGUGUUUGCUCCAAACGAACACCUUGUCGAUUUACAGGUACGUGACUUUGACUCUGACUCUUCUACGAAUACCCAGAUGAUGGAACUUGAGUCAGUUUCUUCCAACCAAUUACGUAACCAAACAAGCAACCCUAUGGUCGUUGUUGGCACAAAUACCCCACAAAGGCCAAAUUUUCAAUCUACUGCUUCAAAAGAUGCUGCAACCCAAUCAUCAGAUAUAGCAGGUCAGUCACCAAAUUUGGCCCCUCAAUCUAAUCAAUCAGUAAAUCACCAGGAAAGUGAAGGUCGUUUUCUGAAUCCAACUUUAAGAUCAACUUUGCCAUCUAGUAAAGAAAUCUUUUAUUCUUUGGAAUCAGAUUUGAAAACUUGGACAGAAUUGAAAAACAUUACAUUGUACUAUCUGAAAACAGCACACAACUUUUUCUUUAAACAAAACAAACCAUCAUUCUAUCAGAAUUUUUCGAGUGCAACAACUUACAUCUUUUAUCACCAAUUAGCUUGUAAACUUUUAAGAAAGGAACUAAUAAGAAAAAAUGUUAUAAAAGAUGUUCGCAAAAUCAUCAAGAAACUAAUAAAGGCCUUAUUUAGGAUCAAUGUUAAUGUUUCAUUCUACUUUAACUCUCAUAGACGUAUUGUCGUGAAUUCUUCUGAUGGUAAAAGAAUUAGCUCAGAAACCCAUAUUUUCAAUAAUGAUUGUUUUACGGAAUCUUCAGGCAGAUCAAGUGGAUUUAUUAUACCUAGUAAUAUCGAAUUUCCUGAUUUAAGAAACAUCAGCACAAGCACAACAACUUCAUUAAACCGAAAUUCUACUAUGGAUUACACUUCAGAUACAGGGAACAGGACUUCAGAGACUAUUCAACUGGAUAUCGACUCUCCAAGAACUUCGGUGCCCACUAAUGCAACACAAACAUCGAACAUGUUAAUUGAUGAAGAAACCGGUAUUGUACUCAAUUCGCUUUUUAAUGUUAUUCAAACCGACUUUACUAAUAUAUUCAAGCUGAUCGGUAACUUACACACUAUCAUACUCCAAUCAGUAGCGACUGAUGAUGUUUUAGUCCAAAUUCAUCCUAGGUUCUUCAAAAACUCGUAUGAAGGAACAAUUUGGACAAGAACGGAUGCAAAAACCCCCUCUCAUGCUUCAGGUUUGCUAUCUCACGGUUCUCCUAGUUUUGAGCUCAACAGCUUAAACCCGCCUACCCUCCCUGAAUCUUUAUCUAACUCUAUUUUCUCUGGCAGACAAUAUAGUAGUUCUAGUGCCCGGACCGCACACUCUGUGCUUGAAAAACAGAAUUCUACAGGAUCAAUCUCGAAGAUGCAACAAAAAUCGCGCUCACGGACGAAAGAAGCUCAUUCGCAUCGUUAUCCUUUAAAUUAUUCAACCUUAAAUUUAAUUCGUGAGAAACUAACUCUGAUCAACAACUUUUCUAAAUCCGAAAAAAGAGCAACGGGAACUUCAUUGAGCAGUGUAGAUUUAGUCGAAUUAAGCAUGGCAACAUAUACUGGUCUCAAAGACUCAGCUGCAUUCCUAAAUAUGGUCGAUAGUUUAGACUUGCAAUUCUUCUUGAACUUAAAACGAUGCGCAUCUGAUAAAACCCUAGAGAAGGAGCUACAUGAAUUUUGUGAAUCGUCUAUGACAAAUGUUGUGUCUCUUCUUCUUGAAUAUUAUGAUUUGAAACAGGCAUUGCAUGACAUCACUAUUAGAUACGUCAUGGAUACUCAGAAUUUAUCUCUCAGGGACCCUUUUGUCUUUUGUUCAAUGAGAGGUGAGCUUUCUCAAUCCUCCAAGGAUAAUAACAUUGACCUAUACCAGCUAAUUGAAAGCCAAAAAAAAGUGAACGUUUUGUAUGAGCAACUUCUUUCCCAAGAUGUUGAGGUUAAUGGAAUGUCAUUCAUCAAAACCCAGGAGGUUCUUCAUGAAGCAGCGUUACGGUAUCAUAAUAUAGCAUCACUGAUCUUCGCUAUAAUUGAACAAUUAAUCGUAGAAAGAGAAAACAUAAUAAACUAUGCCGCACGUAUGAUGAAUAAUGAAUUCAUGGAGGUACUUCUCAAAGAUGAACAAUUCGAAUAUGAUGACGUUGUCUCCACAUCUAUCACCGCUUCACAAACUGCUAGUGAUGAUCAAGAGUUUAAACAGCAAGGAAGGCCAACUUCUAUGUUAUCAUCUACAAUGGAUUCAAAGGCCUCAACCUCAUCACCACAGUCUUUCAUGGAUGAUAUAUUGUGGUUCCUUGAUUCCGACUAUGAAUAUGAGUUAAUAUAUAGUCCAAAUGGACAUAUUAAAGGAGGAACAAAGGAUGCGCUAAUUGAGCACCUGACAAACCAUAAAACGAUUGAUGCCUUUUUCAAUAUUGUCAUGCUUACAACUUUCAGAAGCAUGUUUACUACAGCUGAGUUUAUGCGUUAUCUAUUUAGAAGAUUUGAUAUCUCUCCUCCAGAGGGAUUAAGCUAUGAAGAAUAUAAUGUCUGGGUUGAAAAGAAGCAAAAGCCAAUUAGGGCGCGGGUUAUUAAUAUAAUUAAAUCGUGGCUCACCGACUACUGGAAUGACUGUUAUUAUGAAGACUCGUUAGAUAGCUUUGAAGAAUUAAAGAAUAUUGUGAACCUAGCAAUAUUAGAGGACUUUUCUGGAGCUCAUGAACUCAAACCAAUAGUCGAAGAAAGAAUAUCCACCAUUGAAGUUAAACUACAGCAUUCAGACCACAAUUCUAUUAACAGUCCACCUCCACAAGUUGCCAAAAGUCCAACUCCAAAAAGCUCUAACUUCAGAAUUAGAAAACAUAGGCUUUUAGAAUUUGAUCCCUUUACUUUUGCUCAGCAAUUGACUUUGAACGAGCAUAUAUUGUAUUCAGCUAUUGAUCAAUUUGAGUGUUUGGAUCGUAUAUGGCAUAAGAAACACGCGAAUUUUGGUGGUUCGGCUAAUAUAUCCAAAUUUAUUACAUCCUCGAAUCGUUUGACAGAUUUUGUGUCCUAUAGCAUUGUUAAGGAAGCAGAUGGUAAGAAAAGAGCAGCAGUGUUGCAGUUUUUUAUCCAAGUCUCAGAGCAGUGCUAUAACCUUAAAAACUUUUCAUCCAUGACAGCAAUUGUGUCUGCUUUAUACUCCUCUCCUAUCUUUAGAUUAAAGAAGACAUUUGAACGAUUACCAAAGCAUGUUUUAAACUCUUUGGAUAAAUUGAAUACAUUAAUGGACUCGACGAAAAACUUCUUUAGGUAUCGUGAACUUUUGAAAACCGUUCAUGAUGUACCUUGUGUUCCAUUCUUUGGUGUGUAUUUGUCUGAUCUUACAUUCACCGCAAGUGGAAAUCCAGACUUCCUUAAUAACAAUCCAGAAAUUAUCAAUUUUUCUAAGCGUUUAAAAAUUGUCACAAUUCUAAAUGAGAUAAUGUCUUUCCAGAAGAUUACUUAUAAACUCAAACAUUCCGACGACGUAAAUGCGUUUUUAGAGUCAGACAUGAACAAUAUACCUUCAAUCGAAAAACAAUAUGAAUUGAGUUUGAAGAUUGAACCUAGGGCGGACGUUUCAUCCAAUUUUAAUAAUGCUGAGUACCAAACAACCACAGAUAUGACUAAAACUAGUAGUAAAAGAUUAAGAUUUGGUAGAUUGAGAAAAUAA
Kluyveromyces marxianus DMKU3-1042 is the source of this 4563-nucleotide messenger RNA. It is a transcript of the gene CDC25, whose product is annotated as Ras family guanine nucleotide exchange factor CDC25. Gene Ontology annotation, molecular function: protein binding; guanyl-nucleotide exchange factor activity. The record is from RefSeq and is a predicted model, not a curated record. Gene Ontology annotation, biological process: positive regulation of GTPase activity; Ras protein signal transduction. Bases 1 to 4563 code for a protein of 1520 amino acids. Gene Ontology annotation, cellular component: plasma membrane. The transcript has a single exon. NCBI's taxonomy places the organism in Eukaryota, Fungi, Ascomycota, Saccharomycetes, Saccharomycetales, Saccharomycetaceae.